Messenger RNA from Rhopalosiphum padi (bird cherry-oat aphid), 2832 nucleotides. RefSeq names its product acetyl-coenzyme A transporter 1-like. The coding region runs from base 816 to 2366 and encodes 516 amino acids. The record is from RefSeq and is a predicted model, not a curated record. The transcript is spliced from 10 exons. Gene Ontology annotation, molecular function: acetyl-CoA transmembrane transporter activity. Gene Ontology annotation, cellular component: membrane. Lineage: Eukaryota; Metazoa; Arthropoda; Insecta; Hemiptera; Aphididae.
UCAGUUCUAUUUGUUAGUGUAGUUUUUCACAAACAAUAUCAAAAGUUAGUAAGGUUUAUAAAAAUUUUAUUCGAUAAAUGUUUAUAUAUAUUGUUCUUAAAACUUAGCUUGUCUGUGAUUAAGUAGCGAUAUAUUUAAUAAUGGUUGAAGUCAAAACUUUUGCAUACUAAAUAGAACAUACAUUUAUUUUUUUGUGCAGAUAUUUCUUUGUAAUGACACUGUCUACUGGAAGUUAUUUUGUAACAAUUACAAAGAAAAAUAAUAAUUAUUUUCUUUAAUGGUAAAUGAACAACUGAAUUUGUGAUAUUAUGGUAAUUUAGUAGAAUCAUUUUGCAAGGAUAUUACACCUACAAAAGAAAAAAAUAGAAAAAAUGCUAAUUUUUUUUAGAUUUUAAGUACGAUAUAUACAAUGUGCCACAAGCAAAUAUUAUAUUGUACAUAAGAAGUGAAAAUGAUUUUAGAAUGGUGUUUUAAGAUGAUUUUUAUGAUGUAUAGUAGUGUUUUGAAUAUAAUUUAACUUUAUUAUGACUCCCAAUUUCAUAAUACAUGUCAUGCACUUAUACACAAAUAUAAGAUACUUAUUUAGAUAUUAAAUAAUUAUUCUUCGUUAUUCAUGAAAUUACCUAAAAGAACUUCAUUAAUGCAAAUUUUAAUAUUUUUGAUUUCAACUGAUUAUCCACCUAUAAAAUUAAUAGAUCAAAAUAUAAUCAAUACGAAUGUAAUUUACAAAAUAUUUUGAGAUUAUUGAGAUUAUAAUCUGUAUUGCAGUAAAGGUCAGGAAACAACGAUAAGACAAAAUCAACAUCAAACUAAACAUGUCAAAAACAACAAAAAAUGGAAUUGAAAUAGAAGAAUCUGCAGAUGCACCAAAUGACUCAACUUGGCAAAAACCAAAUCCGAAAGGAGAUUGGUGUAAUAUUUUUUUAUUAACAUUACUUUAUAUCAUACAAGGAGUACCUUUUGGUUUAUCAUUGGCCUUACCAAUAAUUAUUCAGAGUAAAUAUUCAGUAACUUAUAACGAUCAAGGUUCAUUUAGUUUUGUUCUAUGGCCGUAUACUAUAAAAAUAUUAUGGGCACCAAUUGUUGACUCAUUCUACAUACCGUGGAUAGGUCAACGAAAAUCUUGGUUUAUACCUGUUCAAUACUUAAUAGGUGCGUUAUUACUAUAUUUUGCUAAUAAUAUGGAUGAAUGGAUACCUGAAUCAGGAAAACCGAACCUUACGAUGAUUGUAUGCUUGUUUUUGGUCAUCAACUUUUUGAAUACUACUCAAGAUAUAGUCGUUGACAGCUGGGCAUUGACUAUGUUGAAAAAAAAUAAUACCAGUUAUGCCGGGUCUUGCAAUUAUGCAGGUAUCAAUGCGGGGAUUUUCAUUGGAUCCGUUUUCCCAAUUCUUCUUUCAUCCGAGAAAUUCUGUAAUAGAUAUUUACGAUUCACGCCCGAUUCAGGAGGAAUAUUCAGUAUCAGAGAUACUAUUUUUUUUUGGAGCAUCAUAAUCUUUUCAAUUACAACUUUAGUUGUCAUCUUUAAAAAGGAAAAGAAUAUUAAUUUAGAAGGCGUAAAGAUCACUAUUUUUCAAAAUUAUAAAUUAGUAUGGAAAAUAAUUAAGCGUCCUGGCAUGGUCAUAUUUUUAAUAGCUGUUCUAACAUCGUCGUUUGGGUACGCUACAAUGGAUACGAUAUCGUACUUGAAAUUAGUUGAUGGUGGUGUUUCAAAAGACAGCAUUAUGGUAAUUAAUACUGUCAUGCUUGUCUUAAAAACAAUUCUACCUAUUCCAGCAUCAAAGUAUGUUGUGGGCCCAAAGCCACUCAGCUUGAUAUUGAAAUUUACGCUAAUAAGAUUACUCUGGAAUAUACCAUAUGCUCUUCUGAUUUAUUAUACGCCCUUUUUAAUUACAAAUAAUGGGGUUGUGAAUGUACCUGUAUAUUAUUAUUUUAUAUCGGGUUUUAUAAUUGGAAUUAAUGAUCUGUUAAACGGGAUCAUGAUAAUGUUGUAUAAUUCCUUCUUCAUUAAGAUCACUGAUUCUCGAUUUGCAGGCACUUACUUAACAUUAUCUAAUGCUAUUCGAACCUUAGCAUGGAUAACACCAUCUACUGUUAUUCUAAAAAUGUUUGAUAUUUUAACAUUCAAGAAGUGUUCAAACGAUGGCCAUGAUUGUUCUACGACAGAUUUUCAAAAUAUUUGUAAUACAAAACAGAGUCAUAAUUGUGUGACUAUUGUGGACGGUUACUAUAUUGAAGUAGCUAUUUGUAUAGUUAUUGGAUUCGUUUGGUAUAGCAUCUGUAAACGCAUUUACAAAAAUGUAGAAUUAAAAAAUCCUUCUCAUUGGAUUGUUGAUAUGAAUAAACCUAUUUCAGUAAAUAUUUAAAUUUCACCGUCAUGUAUCAUUUAAAUAAUAAUAGUAUACUUAUUAGUUAUUUAUACUAAUAGAUAAUAUUCUAAAAUGCUAUUAAUUAUUAAAUUGUUAUUUUGUAUUUUAUUAUUUACUUUUAUUAUGUAUUGUACAUUUUGAAUAAAUUACUUUGUCCCUUUUUGUUUUUAUUUUAAAAUUAUAUAAUUUUAACUUAACAAAUAAUAUUGACAAUAAAUAAUGUAUUUUUCUGGUAUUUUUCUGGUACUUUUGGUACCUAAUACCUAUUACGAUACCUGGCAGUUGUAUAGCAAUUAAAUAUAACUUGAAGGUAAAGAUAUAUGAUGAAUGUAUAGGUUUUUUAAAUUAAGGAUGUUUUUUAACAACACGUCAAAAUCCCUGACAAAUUAUCAUAAAAUCAAAAUAUUUCAUAAAAAAUAUGUACCAUCACGUAAAUAUGAAUUUAAAAUUAACCUUAUUUAUU